Messenger RNA from Cannabis sativa, 1436 nucleotides. RefSeq names its product fasciclin-like arabinogalactan protein 12. The record is from RefSeq and is a predicted model, not a curated record. NCBI's taxonomy places the organism in Eukaryota, Viridiplantae, Streptophyta, Magnoliopsida, Rosales, Cannabaceae. Bases 297 to 1280 code for a protein of 327 amino acids. The transcript has a single exon.
CAUAAUAGCCAAACAAAAAAGUGCAUGCAUGACAUAAAACUUAAUUACGCUAAUUAAAUUAUUUUCUCUCUUUAAAUAUAUACUUGUUAAUAAUAAUUAAAAUAUAAAGUAUGUAGUACUGUACCACCUAAUUAUUGAUUGAUAGUACUAUUCUCUACCUUAUUAUUUAACACUUAUAAAAUUCUCACUUCAAUCCCAAACCAAAGCACCAAACACAACUCCUCCAAAAAAAACAAAGAAAACACACACACAAAUUAAAUCUAAACAUAAUAACCACAAUAGCCACAAUAAUCAUCAUGAAUACCAAACACUUUGUCACGAUCUUCUCAUUCCUAACCCUAAUCUUCUUCCAUGCAACAACUUUAGCCACAACCCCAACUGCUCAUGCCCCAUCCCAAUCACCAGCACAAGCACCAACCAAACCCUUAUUAGCUCAACCCCCAAAGAAGUCAAAGUCUUCUUCGGGGGCGCCUGCCCUAGAUUCAGUGGCCUCUUCUGCUCCACCCUUGUCACAAGAGCCAAUAGUCCAAGCUCCACCCCACAAAGGCCGAAGCAGGAUCCCCACCGACGUGGCAGGAAUCCUCGAAAAAGUAGGAGGCUUUAGUGUCUUCAACCGCCUCCUUAAAAGCACCGAAGUACUCACUCAGAUCGAAAACCAACUGAGUGCCUCAAACAGCUUAACCAUCUUAGCCCCAACAAACGAUGCCUUCGCCUCUUCACUCAAACCCGGAACACUCAACACCUUAACCAAAGAACAAAAAAUCCAAAUGAUACAAUACCAUGUUUUACCAACUUUCAUUUCACUUUCGAAUUUUCAAACCCUAAGCAACCCUGUCCGUACACAAGCUGCUAAUACGUAUGAUUAUCCUAUGAACAUUACUACUGAAGGUAAUUGGGUUAACAUAUCUACCGGUAUUGUUAAUGCUUCUAUUACCGCCACAGUGUUCUCUGACGAUCAGUUGGCUAUUUAUAGAGUAGAUAAGGUUUUGCUUCCUCUCGGUGUCUUUGCACCGAGACCAAAGCUUCAACCUUCUCCUUCACCCUCCGCUCUUUUGGCUAAGCCAACAAAAGAUUCUUCAUCAAAUUCAUCAUCAUCAGGUUCUUCUUCAAUGUCCUCCAGGGCAGAUGGCCCUGGUGGGGCAAGUGAGGAUAAUGAUGAUGAUCAGAAGACGAAUAGUGCUUCUAGUGCAUCUGAUUUUACUAUUAGAGCUCGAAUGAUGUCGUUUGGAGCUGUAAUAGUUUCCAUGGUCGCAACAAAAUAUAUUCUUGUGCUUAUUUAGUUUGAUUUAUUAAGUAAUGUUAUGUGUAUAAUCUUUUGUUUUGAAAUAUGGCAUGUUAAAUAUUUUAUUUUUGUUCAUGUUGAUCAUGAGAGGGAGCAUUUGUAUACGUACUUAUUCUCAAUUCGUUUUAAUUAAUUAUUUGAUGUGAAUUCAGUA